This is a messenger RNA of Phascolarctos cinereus (koala), 1416 nucleotides long. It is a transcript of the gene OMD, whose product is annotated as osteomodulin. NCBI's taxonomy places the organism in Eukaryota, Metazoa, Chordata, Mammalia, Diprotodontia, Phascolarctidae. The record is from RefSeq and is a predicted model, not a curated record. Gene Ontology annotation, molecular function: protein binding.
ACUCUCAGAAGACACUUUCUCUGGAUCUUCAGUCAUGACUUCCUUAGGGCGCAAGACCAUGAGUCUUCUCAGGCAGCUGUCGAUUAUUUUCUUCUGUUUUGAAGUCACCGUCUACUGUCAGUAUGAAAUGCAUCGGAUGGACGAAGACUACGAUGAAGACGGCGAUGAUGACUAUUCCCCUCCAUUUUACUUCCAUCCCUCCCGGGAUGGUGGGAUUCCCUCCCACCCAGGUCCUCUCAGCUGUGCUUGGGAAUGCUUCUGUCCCCUGACCUUCCCAUCGGCCAUGUACUGUGACAACCGGAAGCUCAAGGCCAUCCCAAAGAUCCCUGCACACGUGCAACAGCUCUACCUUCAGUACAACGACAUAGAGGCCGUGACAGCGCACUCAUUUGCCAACGCGUCUAACUUGAAAGAAAUCAACCUUGGCCACAACAAGAUCAAGUCUCAGCAGAUUGAACACGGUGUGUUUGCCAGACUUCCCAAUCUCUUACAACUGCAUUUGGAUCACAACGACUUGGAAGAUUUUCCGCUCCCUCUUCCUAACUCCUUAGAAAGACUUCUUCUUGGGAACAACGCGAUCUCCAGAGUGGAGGCGUAUGCUAUGGAGGGAUUGAUAAAUCUGACCAUGCUGGACCUCUGCCACAAUCAGCUUCACGACUCUUUAUUAAAAGAAAAACUUUUCCAAACGAGAAAUUUGAUGCAACUCAGUUUAUGCAGCAACAGGUUAGAGUCAAUGCCUCCUGACCUACCUUCAUCACUUAUGCAUCUGUCUCUAGAAAAUAAUUCCAUUUCUCUCAUACCAGACAAUUACUUCAAAAAAUUCCCCAAGCUUCUUGCCCUAAGACUAUCGUACAACAACCUGCAAGAAAUUCCAUAUGACACUUUUAACAUUUCCAGCCUUGUCGAGCUCAAUGUUGGACAUAACAGAUUGAAGCAAGCAUUCUACGUACCCAGAAACUUGGAACAUCUAUACAUGGAAGACAAUGAAUUUGAAUACAUAAAUGUCACCCUGAUGUGUCCAUCCAUUGACCCAAUCCAUUAUCGCCACUUAACCUACAUUCGCCUGGACCAAAAUAGGCUAAAAGAGCCGAUAAGCUCCUACAUAUGCUUCUGCUUCCCUUACAUCCACAGCGUUUAUUAUGGUGAACAAAGAAAACCUGACGGGCAAACGGUGCAGCUGAAGACGCAAGUGUUCCGCAGGUUUCAGGCUGACGAUGAAGAGGAAGAAGAAGAAGAAGGAGAUGGACAAGGACACGAGCCUGAGGGGCAGGAGCAGGGGAGAACAGAGGAGAACUUUGAUCCUUACUUCUACUAAAUUCAAUACCUACAAGAAAAACGUAGCUUUACAUUGUUACUUUAUAGUAACAAGCUUAAUAGCCAUUCCAGAUGCCACUGAGUCCUAAAAAAUAAACAGAA